CAGAGCGGAGGUACAACCUGUGCUAUGUUGCAUAGCAUACUCUCACUUCUAGCGAAGUUCUAAAAUGCCCACCAUAUGGCUGGCAGGUGUUAUCGUGAGGGAUCUUCAGUGUAGACAUGCAGUGCUUGAGGCUCCGCUUUUAUGGGAUUAUUCAGCACUAUACUCUGGCUCCUGUUUGUCUGCGUUAAAUCAGCCAGGGUGUCAGCCAGUCCCUUUCAUCUGCCCUUUCAUUGCCAGGAUCUGCCUGCGGUGCCCAGUGUGUGACGAGAGCUGGGAGCAGUAUGGCAACACCAUUGAGUAGGAAUCCCAUUGGCAACAAACUUGUACGGACACUAAGGGUAACAGAUGAUAUGAACACAUUUUUGUGGCACCCUCAACCCACAAGAGGGCAGUACUGUGCCAACCACCACCCUUACAAUGUGCCACCCAUUCUCCUUACCCCUACCACCCUCUCUCAUCUGGUGCCAGUCCUUGCCCUCACCUGGUGCCACUCAAAGCUCCCACAGUCAGCCACAGGGGGGCACCAACACCCACUCACCCUGACCCUUUGAUGUCACCCAUUGACCUGGGGCAGUCCAGCACUUCCCUCAUUCACCAGACUGUCCCUCUGACUUACUGUAGGCUUUAGCGUCUCCCCUGCACCUGCCUCCUGACUAUACUUGAAGGCUGAAUCAGCCCCAGGUGGAGUUGCCAUGUGGUUGUACCGUAGGGGCAGACUCCUGCUUCUCUUGGCUCUCUCUGUCCUGGCAUUAGAUAUUUAUUUCCACCUGUGGCCGAAGCUGCUGCUGAGGAUCAGUCGGGAUUGUGAGUGCCCUGGACCACCACUAAGAGAGGCGGUUGUUUCCCUAGCAACCGGGGCUUCUGUUGCUCCUACUUCCACUGUGCCAGGACCCCCAAAGCUGCAAAAACUAUUCGCUCACCCUCUGUACCAGCCCCAGGACCCCCAUACUCCUGUCCCCCAGAACCUGCUGCUUAACUAUCACAGAGCCACAGGGAGCUACAAGAAGAGGGUCGUCCACUUCAACCGGAAGCGUCAAGCACUCCAUACUUCUCAGAAUAGCUCCGCCCCACUGACAGAGGCAGUGUUUAAUCUCAGCGCCCCCUGGUUGCAGUUCCACCUGGAGAUCAGCCGAGAUGCUCUGUACCCUCGAUCCAGCAGAACUGUGGAGAGACUCAUUGAUUGGAUGGGAAACGUGACUGUUAUUAGCGCCGAUCUCAGCCCAGACGAGAAGGCGUUAAAUGGGGAGUGUGAUUGCAGCCAAGUUGUGAAGCCAAGUGGAACCCACCUGAAAGUGAUCCUACAGUUCCUAGACUUUGGGAAAGCCAUGUUAAAGCCAAUGAGGCAGAGACGAGAAGCAGAAACCCCAGAAGACUUUUUUUAUUUUGUGGAUUAUCAACGACACAAUGCAGAGAUUGCAGCUUUCCAUCUGGAUAGGAUCCUUGAUUUUCGCCGUGUUCCGCCAGUGGCUGGCCGACUUGUGAACCUCACCAGUGAGAUUCUGGAAGUGACCCCAAAUGAGGACCUGGAAUGGGUAUUCUUUGUUUCACCAGCCAACAACACAUGUUUCUUUGCCAAGUGCCCAUAUACAUGUAAAACGGAGUACGCUGUGUGCGGCAACCCCCACCUGCUAGAGGGAUCACUCUCUGCCUACCUGCCAUCCCUUAGCCAUGCCCCCCGACUUUCUGUCCCAAACCCCUGGAUACGAUCUUACACCUUUGCUGGGAAGGAAGAAUGGGAAGUGAAUCCUUCCUAUUGUGAUCAGGUGAAGCAGACUGAGCCUUACACCAACAUGAAGAGGCUUCUGAACAUGAUGGAUCUGGCCAUGUUUGACUUCCUUAUUGGAAAUAUGGACCGCCACCAUUAUGAAGUAUUCACCAAAUUCGGAGAUGAUGGUUUUCUGCUCCACCAUGACAACGCUAGAGGGUUUGGACGCCAUUCUCACGAUGAAAUAACGAUCUUGGCCCCUGUGUACCAGUGCUGCCUGGUGAAGGAAGACACAUGGUUACGGCUCAAACUUCUCUCCACGCCAGAGUACAGACUGAGUGAUGUAAUGAGGGAGUCUCUGAGCCAAGACCGACUACAGACCGUACUAACGGAACCGCACUUGUUGGCUUUGGACAGGAGGCUGCAGACUGUGCUGCAAGUGGUGGAGGAGUGUGUGCAGAAGCAUGGAAAUGGGUCUGUGAUAAUUAAAGAAAGCAGGAGCCAAGCAGUACCCACACGUGUCCAGCAGAGAGCAGUAUAGAGCCAGAGAUGUUUCCAUGUUUAUGGAUUGUACCAGCAGAAGGGGCCUUGUGCCCUUGUACUAAAUUCCUUCUUUAUUUUGAAAACCGCAUCUGGGAAAAUGAUCUCUAGUCGUGCCAGCCUUUUGCUACAUGUAGGUAUCAGCCAGACCAAACACACUUUCUGGGCCCAUCUAUUCUCUGUAGCAGCAGCUCUGGGGCAGAGACUUCAAUAUGAAAAACUUUUCAGCAAAAUUUGUCACAUUCUGUGUUCUCAUUAUCAACACAAUGGAUUUUUUUUUUUUUAUUUAAAAGGUAACAAAAUCGCCAGUUCCUGAAUGAUUUAGCCAAGUCUGCAUGUGCUUUAAGGACUGGCAAAGGAAACUGUAAAUGUAGGAACAUUGCUUCUACCCAGAAUUCCUGCUGUUUUGCAUAGAAAGAAGGUGGAGUUUUGUCCAAUAAUUGUGCACUCCCUGUUAUUAACCCUUUCACUGCCAGCCAAUUUGGUCAUUUGCAAACUUUUAUUGCCAGACAGUUUUUGAACAUUUUAUGCUCUUUCACUGAGGGGACUUUCGGUUUACCCAGGAAAACGUUUUUUUUUUUUUCUUCAAUCUAAGCUAGAAUUUUGGUGUAACUUCUGUAACAGGGUAUAAGCUUCUAAAUGUCAAAAAAUAAAAUAUAUAUUUUCCCAUAAUA
Xenopus laevis (African clawed frog) is the source of this 2919-nucleotide messenger RNA. It is a transcript of the gene fam20a.L, whose product is annotated as pseudokinase FAM20A. The record is from RefSeq and is a predicted model, not a curated record. Bases 693 to 2246 code for a protein of 517 amino acids. NCBI's taxonomy places the organism in Eukaryota, Metazoa, Chordata, Amphibia, Anura, Pipidae. The transcript has 11 exons.